Chrysemys picta bellii (western painted turtle) is the source of this 1667-nucleotide messenger RNA. The record is from RefSeq and is a predicted model, not a curated record. NCBI's taxonomy places the organism in Eukaryota, Metazoa, Chordata, Testudines, Emydidae.
GUGGGCACCACCCCUCUGCAGCAUGUGGUGGGUGGGGGGGAAUGGAGCUAUAAGAAGAGGGGCUGGGAGCUGAGAGCCCAUCACUGGGGAUCUGGUGAGAGCAUCUGUCAGUGAGAGACGGCACCUCCUGCUCCUGCCCCAUGGAAACCAUGGUGCCGGGACGGAUGCCCAGGGCUGGACUCCUGCUGCUGCCCCUUCUCCUCUGCUUCGGGCCAGAGACCGCCGGGAGCAUCAACCCGGCCGCACUCAGAGAGAUUGGGGAUCAUGUGAACAAGGAUGGGUUGGCUGUUGAAUACGCCUUCGCCAUCAGCCUGGAGAAAGCCAGUUGUGAGAACCCAUCUGGUCUGGAACAGAUGCUGCGCAGGAACAAACUGCAGGACAUGCAGGCGGCCAUUAACGCAGAGGGCAGCCUGUAUGACCCAGACGAAGGGCCCAUUGUGGCUGCCCGGAUGAAGCACCUGGGCAGGGGAGGGGAACACACCGAGUGGCGCCUGCUCCAGGGCGACCAGAACAGCCCCGUGCAGAAGCUCCUGGCCCGGCCCUACAACGAGAGAAGCUGCCUGAUCUUCUUCACCGUCCGCUCGCCCUGCGCGGGGACGUGCCUGCUGGUGAAGAGGCCCCACAACAUCCUACAGAUGGUGAGUGACACCUUCCGCCCCAUCGACCACAACUACAAGGCCUUUGUCUUCCGGCAGAUCUACUGGCAGGACCGGGACCUGGAUCCCCAAAGCCUGCUGGAGGCCUGGCACCGGCUGCCCGACGUGCCCCUGCUGCGCUGUGACACCAAGGGCUGCAGGGACUGCAGUGGGAACGACCCCAACACCGACACCAACGCCUGCCUGGACGAGAUGCGAGCUAUGAGGCAGCCGCUGCACCUACCUGGCAGAGGGCAGGAGGGAGAGCAGGGGGCAGAGAGGAGAGCAGAGGAUGUAGGGGAGAGCAGGGAGCACCUUCAGAGGGCUGGGGAGAUGGUGGGGCAGGGGGCACCACUGGAGGGCUGGGAGGACAGCGAGGCAGGGGGUGACAUUGUAACAUUGGGGGGAUGGCCGGAUAUUGAGUUCCGUCGGAGGCAUGGGGGACGGUCAGAGACCACUGGGAGCAUCAACCCGGCCGCGCUCAAAAAAAUCGUGGAUCAUGUAUCGCCCUGUUACCGCUCCCGCCCCCACGAUCAGUACACGGUGACCGUCUCCUUGCCGCAGUCUGUGUGCAAAGGCACCAGCCCGAAUGAUCUGGAGAGGCACCUGCCCAUGGCCAAGCUCCAGGUGAUGAAAUCCAAGCUGCAGACGGACCUUCUCUAUGAGGGGAAUCACACUGUUGCCGCCAAACCCGACAAAAAUGGCCAAUGCUCCCUGCAUUCCGACUUGAAGGACGACCACUGCAUCCAGCAACUCAUGGAUGGGAUCUUCGGCGCCAUAGAUGAAGACCGCUGCACCUUGGCCUUCAAGGAGGUUUUCGGUCAGGACAGAAAUCAGGGGAAGCAGCUUGUAUGGAACUCAUGGCAAACGCUCUGUAAUGUGCCCAUGUACCAGCGCGAUGACCAGGGCUGCCAGACCUGCGAGGAGAAGGACGUCAACAAGAACUCCUGCCAAACAGCAGUGAAAAACCCAGCCACGCCAGCCCCGAAAGCAGCCCAUGGGGGCGGACGCCAAGGUGAGAGGAGAUUGUAA